AUGCUUCUAUAUCCUCCAACUUUCGUACUUGGUCGCUGGUCUAGACCUGCGGCCGUUUUGCGAACGUCAGGGAUUCAUGCUCUGACAUUCGAAAGAUUUUUGUUCCCAGCAAUAGAAGGACACUGGGCUUAUUGCGAUUCUCAAAACAUCGCAUUUCCAUCGCGGGAGCCCUAUGGACUUGACUCGCCAGAUAUGAAGCGGUGGCAGCAGACCUACGUUAUUUCAUUGGAUGAGAUCCGUCAGUGCGACUAA
Messenger RNA from Aspergillus nidulans FGSC A4, 252 nucleotides. RefSeq lists its product as uncharacterized. The transcript is spliced from 4 exons. NCBI's taxonomy places the organism in Eukaryota, Fungi, Ascomycota, Eurotiomycetes, Eurotiales, Aspergillaceae. The coding region runs from base 1 to 252 and encodes 83 amino acids. The record is from RefSeq and is a predicted model, not a curated record.